UAAUGCAAUAUUUUAAUGGAUGCAUUUAUGCUACUAGUGUAAGGAAAGCUGAUAAAGAAAUAGAUGCUUCUAGUGAAAAUAAAUUAAAGUAUGUUCAAGUAGAGGGAUUAAUUAAAUAUCUUUAUAAAGAUCAUUCUUUAUGCUGGUCAGAAGUUUGCUGGAUCAAAGAUAAUCCUGAUAUUGAACUGAAAGAACCUAAUCUAAUUACAUAUACUGAAUCUUAA
Messenger RNA from Funneliformis mosseae, 224 nucleotides. The record is from the annotation of a GenBank genome assembly. Lineage: Eukaryota; Fungi; Glomeromycota; Glomeromycetes; Glomerales; Glomeraceae.